AAUGCAUUAAUAUAAAUUUUUUGCCGCCAUUGCCCGGUAAACAAAGUUGAGCCACGCCCAUAAAUAGACAGGCCCCUCUUUUACAGUCAGCCAUGUUGAUUAGAGUGAGAUUGAAGAGAGAUCUUGGGGCCCGCACCGUCUCUCUGGAGGUAGACCCAACUAAAGAAAGCCUCUCUGACCUAAGAAAGAAACUGUACAACUAUAUAAGUUCAGAGUAUCGUUUCUCUAAAGACUCCAUCCAUCCCAUUAAGAAUGAGAAGUGUCCUCUUCAAGACAUUGGACUUGAUGAAGAGGAUGCUUUCACUCUGUGUCUCAUUCCUCCUAAUUUUGAGCCCAAUCUUGAUAUCGGAGAUUUCAAUUUUCCAAUAGAGACCACACCCACAAAGAUCAAUUCUGGAACCACGCCCAGAAGUGCUAGUCAUACGUCCGAGCUGAUAAUAAAGGCUGUUACUGAUAGACCACCUUUGCCGCAAGGAGUCCUGAGUACUAGUAACUUCGGAAACUUUCUAAGACAGAAUUCAAGCGAGAGUAAAGUAGGCGUGGUCAAGUCAGAUUCAGGCGUGGCUAGCAGUGGGGAUUGUGUGUCGUUUUUAUGUGAAGCGUUACACAUGAUGAUGCUUGAUAGCGGUUUCAGCAAUAAGAAGGAUCAGAAUGAACAGGAACAAUUGAAAUCGUUAAAUCGCUACCAGUACAUUGCUCCAUUUGGUCCCAUUAUUCCAAUUGAAAUGGUUUGUACGUCACUGGGCCCUAACUUAAUUACACAUGCUUCUAUUAAUCUUUCUACUGACUCUGACAGUGCCACUCAAGUGGUGACAUGUGUUCUACCUUUUGAUCAGUACAUCAACAAGUCAAGUCCAAACUCAUCAUUAGCUACCGAACCUUCAUCUGAUACAGGUAUUUCACUUACAAACACUUCUCAGCUGACCCAGACAUUCAAAGAUGCUGUACCUCAUCACUUACUGACCGAUAUAAGAAGAGCUCUUAAACUCCCAGAGUAUGGUACACUACUCUGCCUCUCUCAUGAAGUAAAGAUAUUCAUAAUGUCUUUGGUUGAUUUGAAGAGUUUAAUAAGUUUAUCUAAAGUAAACAGAGAGUUCAACAUCCUGUCACAAGAUGAGUAUCUAUGGAAACUCCUCUUUAUUAGAGACUUCAAAAAAGAUGUAAUAUCUAUUCCUAAACCAGAAGAGGUUACAUCAUGGAAGGAAAAGUACACAGAGCAUUACCAGAAUAGAAAAACAAGGCAAGAAUACUUAAUGAACCAAGUGUUACUACCAGCGAGAGGAAGGGUCGAUAUAGACUACAGUGUCCCCAUUAACCCUUUUCCUUUGUCACCUCCUUUGGUACCACUACCAUUAUGGGGUCAUGAUGAACUGGAUGAUGAGAGGGUUAACCCUCACGGCUUCAUAACUGAGAGGAGGAGGAGGAGGAGGAGAGAGGGGUUGUGGUCUGACGAUCGAUUGCCCAAUCCUUUUAUGCCCGGUCCUUUUUGGUGACUUUUUCUUCAAUUUUCAUUCAAUUUCAUCAAUCAAUCAGCUAUUACAGUAUAUCUCUUUUCUCUCUCCUUCCCUCUUUCUCUUUCUUGUUGUGUAGAAUGCAACGGAAGCUAAGAUCAAAACUAGAAGUUGACUAUUCAGAUAUGUAGCAACUGACAACAGCUAAUGCCAAACAAUAAAAAACUACAGAAGAAAAGACCAUUAUGAAUUAUAACAUUUAUUAUUCUGUCACACAUGCACAGGUUCAUGGCUAACUUUAAUAUUGGCUGUGAUUAUUUUUAAUUUUGUACUGAUUGAUCCAAACUUGCUGUGACAAAA
Molecule: messenger RNA, 1811 nt
Organism: Amphimedon queenslandica
Lineage: Eukaryota; Metazoa; Porifera; Demospongiae; Haplosclerida; Niphatidae
Product: F-box only protein 7-like
Exons: 9
Coding region: 93-1493 (466 amino acids)
Biological process (GO): positive regulation of autophagy of mitochondrion
Molecular function (GO): protein kinase binding
Source: RefSeq, a predicted model, not a curated record